UCAAAAUUUUGUAUCAGACAUUUUUCACCAUCAUUAAUUUUAUAAAUAAAGUUAUUGGAAUAUGGAGUUCUAAAAGAUGACUAAAUUUUGGAACAUAUUUGAUUUUUUUAUUAAAAAAAUUAUUUCAUCAUGAUGACUUCCUUUAAUUCAAUACCAUAUGUAAGAGUUGCUCCUGAAGAAGAUGAUGAGUUCUCUGAACUACCACCAACUGUUGUAACUACCAAAGGAGUUGACAAAAAUGGAUGCUGGACGCAUAUUGAAAAUCUAGAUGAGUUUUUUACCGAAGUUUACACAUACCAUCAGUUGCAAGGAUUUGUUUGUCUUUUACUUCGCGAUGUAUUUGAACUUACACAAUACAUAUUCAUUGUACUAUUUGGUACUUUUCUACUAGUUUGUGUUGAUUAUAAGAAACUUUUCAGUGAUCCAAAUCCUGUUUUUGUUGAAGUCAUUCAUUGGAAUAACUUCAAGCAGAUGCCAUCUUCAGUUAUCUUGUGUUUGGUUGUAGCCUUACUGUUUUGGUUGGUGCGACUUUGUCGCGUCAUUUUUCGUGUUUACAGGCGUUGGCAUAUUCGUAAAUUUUUCUAUCAAGUUCUUCAUAUUACUGAUGCAGAUCUAAGAAAUAUGCAAUGGAAUGAGGUACAGCACAAAUUAAUUUUAAUGCAGCAAGUUCAUCAGCUUUGUAUUCAUGUUAAAGAACUCACAGAGCUAGAUAUCCACAACCGCAUAUUGCGCCAGAAGAAUUACAUGAUAUCAUUUCAAAAUAAAGGAAUUAUUCCAUGUAUUUAUCACUUUCCAUUUAUUGGUAAAAGGACUUUCCUAACUGAAGGGUUAAAGUUCAAUUUAAACUUGAUCCUUUUCAAUGGACCUGGGGCACCGUUUAAAAAUAGUUGGAAACUUAAAGAAGAAUAUAAGGACUACUCAUGCAGGAUGGUAUUGGCAGCUUCGUUAUCUCAUCGAAUCUUUAUGUUGGGGGUUUUAAACUUUUUGCUCUGUCCAUUUAUAAUGAUCUAUCAAGUUCUCUAUUCUUUUUUUAUGUAUGCUGAGCUUAUUAAAAGAUCUCCAGAUGUAUUUGGUGCACGAAGAUGGUCACCUUUUGGGCGCCUGUAUUUACGCCAUUUUAAUGAGCUUGACCAUGAGUUUCAAAGUCGUUUAAACAAAGCCUAUAUGCCAGCAACUCGUUAUAUGAAUGUUUUUACAUCUCCAAUCAUAACAAUUUUUGCCAAAAACAUAGCAUUCUUCAGUGGUGCCAUUCUUGCAGUUUUGCUUGGUUUGUCUUUUUAUGAUAAAGACGUUCUAACUGCUGAACACGUUUUAUCAUUUAUGGCGACACUUGGUAUCAUUAUCAAGAUAUGCUCUGGAUUUAUUCCUGAUGAGCAUAUGGUGUUUUGUCCAGAAACAUUGAUGAAACAGAUCUUGUCUAAUACACAUUAUAUACCUGAGGAAUGGAAAGGAAGAGCACAUACAAUGGAGGUUCGAGAGGAGUUUUCCAAAAUGUUUCAAUAUAAGUUUAUUUAUUUAUUAGAAGAAUUAAUGAGUCCGCUGUUGACACCUUUUAUCUUAUGUUUUGGUUUGCGCUACAAAGCACUACAAAUUGUUGAUUUUUAUCGUAAUUUCACAGUCGAGGUAGCUGGCCUCGGCGAUGUGUGCUCGUUUGCCCAAAUGGAUAUUCGAAAGCAUGGCGCAAAAAAUUGGAGUGAUGAAGGCUGCUCCAAAGAAGAUCAAAUGUUAUCCGCAGAAAGUCAAGCUGAAAAUGCAAAGACUGAGCUUUCACUUUUAAACUUUUCAAUAAAAAAUCCUGACUGGAAACCAUCAUCUCAUGGAAAACAAUUUAUCGAUACUAUAAAGGAGCAGGCUUUUCAAGAAUCAUUGUCUCACUCACUCAGCUCUAAUCAGACGCCUUUUAAUGCGGGUACAAGUUUUGACUUUACAAACUUUAUUGGUCUUCAAUCUAUCGCCUAUCCUGCUCUUGAUCCAGCUAUAAUGGUCUCACGCAACGAUGAUGUUUUGCGAAAUAGUAUUAUGUAUUUGCAUGAGGUACAAAAUCGUCGCCCAAUUUCGGUAACUAGUUUAAAGUCAAGUUACGGAGAUAAUGCUUUUGAAAAUAGUGAUUUACGAAGAACGUGGCCUUCUGCCACAUCGGGGCAGACUUCAUUUGAUGUAAACAAAGAAAAUUUGCUUCCAAGAUAUAGCGCAAUGAAGAAUCCAGCAGACGAUAGGCUUUAAGAAAACUCUUUUAAUAUAAAAGUUGGUAUUGAUAAAGUUUUUUUAAUUGCCUUAUGUAAUUAUUUGAAUGAGUUUACUUCUUUUUUUAUUUGUGUUUGCUUAGUUUGUAUAAACUUUUUU
Molecule: messenger RNA, 2343 nt
Organism: Hydra vulgaris (swiftwater hydra)
Lineage: Eukaryota; Metazoa; Cnidaria; Hydrozoa; Anthoathecata; Hydridae
Product: autophagy-related protein 9A
Biological process (GO): protein localization to phagophore assembly site; autophagy of mitochondrion; nucleophagy
Cellular component (GO): autophagosome; phagophore assembly site
Source: RefSeq, a predicted model, not a curated record